Photinus pyralis (common eastern firefly) is the source of this 3978-nucleotide messenger RNA. RefSeq names its product Down syndrome cell adhesion molecule-like protein Dscam2. Gene Ontology annotation, molecular function: protein binding. The transcript has 13 exons. Lineage: Eukaryota; Metazoa; Arthropoda; Insecta; Coleoptera; Lampyridae. The record is from RefSeq and is a predicted model, not a curated record. Bases 1 to 3978 code for a protein of 1325 amino acids.
AUGGCCCGAUGUGAAGUACAAAUCAGUGCAUACCCAGGACGGGUAAUCAUCACGGAACCGAAGGGAAAUGUGCAACCACGAAUUACGGUGGAUAAAUAUAACGCUCGACGGGUAGCACUAGGAGAUGACGUAACACUGCCGUGCGUAGCACAAGGACGUCCUGUACCUGGAUACUAUUGGAAACGCGAAUUGCAAGGGCAAACUGUACCUGUCGCUUUAGGAGAACGAAUCACCAUUAUUUCUGCCGGACUUUUGAAAAUAGCGAAGGUUCGUCUAGAAGAUCGUGGAACUUACAUUUGUUUUGCGAAUAACUCAGCAGGGGAAGAAAGUGUGAGGGUAACGUUAGAAGUAACGGCUCCGCUAUCCGUUCAUGUGCAGCCUCAGGUUCAAAUUGUCGAUGUUGGAAAAGAAGCAAAUUUCCAGUGCAUUGUAGGAGGCUACCCGAUAUCACAGAUAAGUUGGCUACAUAAUUCAAAACCCGUGGCACCAGACAGCAGGGUUGAAAUGAUGGCUGAUCCACCUCGACUGACAAUUCGACAACUCUCAAAAGACGACAGGGGUAUGUACCAAUGUAUCGUGAGCAAUAAUUGGGAUCAAGCGCAAGCGAUUUCGGAGUUGGAUAUGGGAGACGCGGGACCAGAAUUAAUUUAUUGGUUUUCGGAACAAACCCUCCAACCAGGGCCCACGGUCUCACUGAAGUGCGUCGCUUCUGGUAACCCACCUCCACAAUUUACCUGGACGUUGGACGGCUUUCCGAUCCCCGAUUCUUCGAGGUUCUUAGUUGGGCAAUACGUGACUAUUCAGGACGAUGUAAUCAGUCACGUAAAUAUAAGCAAUAUCAAAUCGGAAGACGGGGGCGAAUAUACUUGUACGGCACAUAAUACCAUUGGCAAAAUUUCGCACAGUGCUCGCGUGAACGUUUAUGGACUUCCGUUUAUCAGAGAGAUGCCGAAAAUUACGGGAGUGGCUGGUAUGAAUUUGAUUAUUAAAUGUCCAGUGGCAGGGUACCCCAUUGAAACAAUUACGUGGGAGAGAGACGGUCAAAUGUUGCCGAUAAAUCGGAGACAGCGCGUUUACACAAACGGCACUUUAGUGAUAGAGCAAACGCAACGAACUGAAGAUGCAGGAACUUAUACUUGCCAGGCUCAAAAUAGGCAACGACAUUCAUCGAGACGUGAUUUGGAAAUUCAAAUUAACGUACCGCCGAAAAUUAUACCGAUAAAUCCAAUGACUGAUAUUUUAAGGGAAGGAAUGAGAGCUGCAAUUACCUGUCAAAUUAUGGAAGGGGACUUACCGAUAACGUUUAGGUGGGAAAGAAACGGAAAAACGAUUUCGAAUAACGUAGUCGAAGGCACUUCAGUGCGAAGAAUUGACGAAUUUUCAUCGUCGCUUAUCAUAGAGAAAGUUAGUUCGACUCAUAGCGGAAAUUACACUUGCGUUGCUAGUAAUAUUGCUGGCUCGGAAAAGUACAUUGUACCAUUGACGGUGAAUGUACCGCCACGGUGGACAGUUGAGCCAGCAGAUGCUAAUGUUGCUUCUGGUCAAGAGGCGAUUCUCCACUGUCAAGCUGUUGGUUAUCCAAAUCCGGCGGUUACGUGGCGUAAAGCUGUUGGAGAACAACCAGGCGAAUACAAAGAAUUUCUUUUCGAACCAAAUGUUCGCCAAUAUCAGAAUGGAUCGUUAAACUUCGCACACAUAUUAAAAGGUGAUGAGGGCCAUUAUCUUUGCGAAGCCAAAAAUAACAUUGGAACCGGAGUCAGCAAAGUAAUUUUCUUGAAGGUGAAUGCUCCAGCUCAUUUUCCGCAAAAAACGAAAGAACUGCAAAUUGCAAAGGGAGAGCAAGCGCAUCUUCAAUGCGCGGCGUUAGGAGAUACGCCGAUGGAAAUUACAUGGAAAGUCGACGGUCAACACAUCUCUAGUGACGGCGACCAAAGGUAUUCCAUCCGGCAGCAAGGAUUAGCCGAAGGUAUGGUAUCGGAAUUGGGCAUUGACAGAACAAUUAGACAAGAUUCGGGAGUGUUCUCUUGCUAUGCCACUAACGCGUAUGGGCAUGACGAAAUGAGCAUACACUUAAUAAUUCAGGAAAUACCCGAAUCUCCAAAAAAUGUUAGGGUGACGGAACAACUGCCAAGAAGUAUCGGACUGUCGUGGAUAAAACCGUACAAUGGAAACAGUCCGAUUAGUAAUUAUAUCAUCCAGUACAAACUUGGUGUAGAUAUGUGGCCGAAUCAACCUUACAAACAAAUAGUGCCUGGUUCUCAUGAAAGUGCCACUCUGCCAAAUCUGCAUCCUGCUCAAGUAUAUCAUAUCAGAAUUUUAGCCGAAAAUCGUUUAGGUCUUAGUGAACCGAGUCAGACUAUUCAGGUCAGCACCCUUGAAGAAGUGCCAAACGGACCUCCUUUGGAUAUUAGAGCUGAAGCAAAAAGUUCCACCGAAAUUUUGGUCAUUUGGGAACCACCAUCACGGAACACCUGGAAUGGAAACCUACUAGGGUACCAUGUGGGUUAUCAAGAACUCCCAUCCCAAUCGGUAAUACCAACACAGGGUUAUACAUUUAAGAGCGUCGAGGUCCGGCAACACUUUGGUGGUGAAGCAACUCUUCAAGGCUUAUCUAAGUAUGCUUCGUAUAAUAUUAUUGUCCAGGCGUACAACAGCAGAGGAUCUGGCCCACCGAGCGAGCCAGUAACAAUACGAACUUUGGAAGACGCUCCCACACUGCCUCCAGAAAAAGUUCAAUGCUCAGUUUUAAGUGCACAAAGUUUACACAUAUCAUGGGAACCCCCUCUUCCUGAAGGCCAAAAUGGAAUUGUUCAAGGAUACAAAGUUACUUAUCACUGCGUUAGUGAAUGGUUAGACAAGGACGAUCAACAAACAAAAGUGAUUCAACAAUUACGCACAACAAUAACAGGUCUAAGAAAAUAUACUAACUACAGCAUCACUGUUUUGGCUUAUACUGCAAGUGGAGAUGGUGUCAGAUCUGAAGCCGUUUACUGCCAUACUGAAGAAGACGUUCCAUCAACACCUGCAGAUAUUAAAGCAAUCUUAAGUUCCACAAACAAAAUUUUAGUGUCGUGGCUACCUCCUAAACACAGUAACGGUAUACUAGUAGGAUAUACAUUUUAUAUGAGUAGCUUAGAGGACGGACGAGAAGCGGGAACACAUAAGAAAGUGUUGAGCCCAACACAUGAGUCACACGAAGUUAGUAGAUCACACGAAACUGCCACAUAUCAAUUUUGGGUUACCGCAUCAACGAGGGUUGGGGAAGGAGACAGCACGCGUGUGAUCACAGUAACACCAUCUAGAGUGAUUCCGGCUAAAAUAGCGUCUUUUGGUAGAGAAAUAGUAAGUGCCUGGAAACAAACUGUGUAUCUACCUUGUAAACGAGUAGGAGAUCCGUUGCCAGUUCCUACAUGGCAUUUAAACGAGUUGCCGUUGGAGGUCGGUGGCCGUAGAUCGAUAUCCACGGACGCCGCGUUGCAAAUCAAAGACGUUCAAAGUAUCGAUCAAGCGAAUUAUUCGUGCAGCGUCGAAAAUAAGCACGGUAAAGACGAAAUCGUUUACAGUUUGAAGGUGUUAGUUCCUCCCGAUCCGCCUAUGUUAACGGUAGUGGCAGAAUUCACCGACAGCCUUCACUUACGGUGGACAGACCAAAAAAAUGGGGGAUCCCCUAUCCUAGGAUAUGUAAUUAAUUAUAAGAGAGACCAUGGAGAUUGGGAGGAGCUUCAAAUUUCGGCACGAACGGAUGAACACAUGUUGAGAAAUUUGUGGUGCGGAACCAAAUAUUUGUUAUACAUUACCGCCUUUAAUCGAAUUGGCACUGGCUUAUCGUGUGAUGUUGUUACAGACAACACAAAGGGAACUGGUAUGUAUUUAACAGAGACCAUAUUUUUAGACCUGCGCGAUAAUAGAAAUUUACUAUCAACUAUUGAUAAUAUAAAACUAUCCAUAAUAUUGGUUAUCCAUAUUAUCAGUUUUUGA